AUGGCAGGAAGCAUAGACAUGACCUUACACUCAGUUGAAUCAAAUGGCAUCAAAGAUCAAAACCACCAGAAACUACAAAAAAUGAUGCCCUUGACAGCCCCUCUAAGUGAUGGGCAUGGAGAGCCUAUUAGAAGGCCUCGUGGCCGACCUGCUGGAUCGAAAAACAAGCCUAAACCACCAAUCAUUAUCACACGGGAGAGCCCAAACACACUAACUGCCCAUGCCAUGGAGGUAAGUUCAGGAUGUGAUGUUAAUGAAAGUCUAGUCACUUUUGCUAGGAAGAAGCAGAAAGGAGUAUGCAUACUAAGUGGUACAGGUUAUGUAACCAAUGUCACUCUAAGGCACCCUGCUUCCUCAGGACCCAAUGCCAUAGUGACUCUUCAUGGUCGAUUUGAAAUACUCUCGCUUCUUGGAUCGAUACUUCCACCGCCAGUUGCACCACCAGGAAUCACAGGUCUUACAGUUUACUUGGCAGGUCCACAGGGGCAGGUUGUGGGUGGGGGAGUAGUAGGUGCCCUCAUUGCCUCAGGUCCUGUGGUUAUUAUGGCUGCUACUUUUAUGAAUGCUUCUUUUGAUCGUUUACCUGUUUGUGAGGAGGAUAACGAAGUUGCAGCUCAGAACCAAUGUUAUCAGAAUAAUCGUCGCCAUCACUACCAGCAUAUUGAUGUGUCUGAUAUAUGUGGUGUUCCCCAGAACUAUAUGGCUAAUGGUAGGGCUUUGCCUCCUGAAGUUUACUCUUGGGCAUCUGGUAGAACAACACUGGCAAAGACAUGAGAAAUAGGCAUAAAGGGCUGUUACUGUUACUAUUACUUUUAACAAAACAUUUGCUUCAUAUCUUCUUCUUGGAACAAUCUCUUCAAGUAGUUUAUACACUAAAGUAAUUCACUUCAUUCUACCUAUAUAACUUGUAUUAUGCAUUCAACACUUUACAAUUGACAUAAUUAUUGAGAGCGUAUUCUGCAAUUAUUAACUUUAAUUGAACAUA
Messenger RNA from Beta vulgaris subsp. vulgaris (sugar beet), 985 nucleotides. Its product is annotated as AT-hook motif nuclear-localized protein 16. Gene Ontology annotation, biological process: vegetative to reproductive phase transition of meristem. Lineage: Eukaryota; Viridiplantae; Streptophyta; Magnoliopsida; Caryophyllales; Amaranthaceae. The record is from RefSeq and is a predicted model, not a curated record. The transcript has a single exon. The coding region runs from base 1 to 774 and encodes 257 amino acids. Gene Ontology annotation, cellular component: nucleus. Gene Ontology annotation, molecular function: minor groove of adenine-thymine-rich DNA binding; DNA-binding transcription factor activity.